Molecule: messenger RNA, 777 nt
Organism: Indicator indicator
Lineage: Eukaryota; Metazoa; Chordata; Aves; Piciformes; Indicatoridae
Product: cytochrome b-c1 complex subunit 7
Exons: 5
Coding region: 1-630 (209 amino acids)
Biological process (GO): mitochondrial electron transport, ubiquinol to cytochrome c
Source: RefSeq, a predicted model, not a curated record
AUGGCGCUGAAGGAUGGGUGUAACCUGGGGCAACGGCCUAAUGGCCGAAGCAUCGAGAGGACGCCAGGGCGGAGACCGAUGGAGCCCCACGAGCAACAGCAGAGCGAGGCGCUGCCACCCAGGGGGACCGCCGGGACAAGCCCCGCCCCCGGGCCAGGGCGCGCCCCCGGGCCAGCCUCUGCCCAGCGCGCGGCAGGGCGCAUGCGCCAGCGCUGCGGCGUCAUUGGCUCGGCCACCCCCGCUCCCGGCAGGCGGUGGCUCCCCCAGAAGGCAGCGCGGCGCUCCGAGGUCAAGAUGGCGGCCAGGGCACCGGUUGCAGGAGGUGGUCGCCUGUUAGACACCUUUCGGAAGUGGUAUUACAACGCAGCUGGAUUCAACAAACUUGGAUUAAUGAGAGAUGAUACUCUGUAUGAAGAUGAUGAUGUCAAGGAAGCACUGAGGAGACUUCCAGAGCAUCUUUACAACGAAAGAAUAUUUCGCAUAAAGCGAGCGCUCGACUUAAGCCUGAAACAUCAGAUCCUCCCAAAGGACCAGUGGGUGAAGUAUGAAGAGGAUAAGCAUUAUCUUGAGCCAUACCUAAAAGAAGUAAUCCGUGAAAGGCUCGAAAGAGAAGCAUGGAACAAGAAGUAACUGUUGAACUACUUUGUGCAGAUACCUACCUGCAUGGUUCUGUGAUCUUUAAACGUUGGGUUAUGGAAGUCUAUAGGGAAGCAAAUGUGAGGCUGAGGAGGCUUGUUCGUUGAAUCUGUUCAUCAACUACAAUAAACAUGUCAAAGU